Molecule: messenger RNA, 1900 nt
Organism: Drosophila miranda
Lineage: Eukaryota; Metazoa; Arthropoda; Insecta; Diptera; Drosophilidae
Product: protein distal antenna-related
Exons: 1
Coding region: 239-1516 (425 amino acids)
Molecular function (GO): DNA binding
Source: RefSeq, a predicted model, not a curated record
UCUCUUCGCCGCAGUUAUCUUGGCUUCGGACUGAGCGGCUUCGGACAUGCUAUGAGAAGCUCCGAUGCGGCAGGGUUUGCCGUAUUAAAAUCAUAUCCUUCUGUUAGUUUGAGGAGUAAACAACGGCGACAGCAGAGCUCGGAUCAAAAAUAGACACCCGCGUCUAAGUCGUGUUGACUCGAUACGAUAUCACACUUGAAGUCCCUAAGUUUUGUUGUUGGAAGUUUGUUGUUUUGAAAUGGAUAUCUCAGCCUACCAACACAUGAAUAUCAGAAUGAGUACGCGUGGAAAGCGACCGUUGCGUAAUCUCACACCAAAUGACAAGGUUAGAGCCAUUCAACGCAUUCAUAAUGGUGAAACAAAAGCAAGUGUAUCCAGAGAUCUGGGAGUUCCUGAAUCAACCUUGCGUGGUUGGUGUAAGAACGAACAAAAAUUAAGAUUUAUGUGCCGCCAAUUGGGUCCAGAUCAUUUGGGAAUUGACACACCUCCCGAGAAACGUGCCAAAUUCGAUUUACAGUUGCUACCCCCAAAACUCGCCACGCUCCCCAAUUACGACGAUCUUGGUUUAAGUAACUUUUUGUUUUCGGCAACUGAAUUUCCAACCCAAAAGGAAUCAUUAUUAGAAAAAUUAAGUUUGGUGGAAUUUGUGAAAAAAAAUGGACUCCAUCCAAGCGCCAUUCGAGAAUUGGGAGACACACACUCGCUGAAUGCAGCGAAUGCCGUAUCAGGUGUGGAUUAUUCAACAAACAACAUGAUAAAUCAGCUAACCCUUUUAGCGCAGCUAAAUUCAAAACUAUCGUACCAGAUGGGCGAAUCAGUAGAUACAGAUAUUAAAAGCUCCCAAAGCACAGACAUUACCGAUACAGCAAGAGAAGAAAAUUCAACAAAAAUUGGCUGCCCCCUACUCACCGUUAAAAAUUGGGCAAAAGAUCCAGCAAAACGUGCGCAUUUCAAUCAUGCAACACAAUUACAUAAUGAUAAGAACAACAACGCGGUUGACCCAUCCUAUUCAAACUUGACCACGAUGAAAUACCCUCUAAUAAUGGAGCCAGUGAAGUCAAUUUAUCCUGAAACGACGGUUUCCGCGAUACCACCACCAUUUUCCACUUAUACGGAUUUAGCUUCUGCGGCAUCAACUCCUACGACGGAUAAUGAUUGUCAGGGGGCUGCUUUGCUGGAUUGGUGCAAACUAUUUAAUGCCAGCCUUAAUUUUUUGGCAUUCGCUGCGGCCGCCGCUUCAAUGCAGCCUGCAGGAGGAACUAUCCCGAAGUCUACAACGACACAGCUUCCAACCACUGAAGCUGACGAAACAUAUCCUUUUAAUAAUAAUCUUGUAAAACGGCUUAGCCCAUUGGCACAUAGUGACGCCUCGAAUGAAAGUUACUUUGACAGUGAGCCAGAAGAUCUUUCUGUGCGCUCGUGUGCCUCAGUCUCCAGCCGUAACAACAGUAGAUCUCAAACUCCCGAUAAAAGCACCGCGACAAGCAUAGCCUGCUUAAGCGACGGAGAGCAGUAAUAAAUUUGCAAUCUCUAAUACAAAUAUUUGUUUGUACAUAGUAUAAUAUUUUUUUUAGUUAAUUAUCAAUAGCUAUAUGUUAUAUUAACACAAAUAUGUAUUUCUUCCUAGCCAUACAUAAAAAUAUGUAUUUUUUUUACGAGUUUAUUUAGGCCCUAUCAUUAUUUAUGCUUAUUGAGAAAUAAAACUAUUAAUAUAAGAGAAACUGGUUUUAAUAAAGCUUCAUACCCGAUAGUAUUAUGUAGAAAUAUCGACUGUGUGAAAACUUUUAGUACGAGUAACAAAUUAAAUUAAUCUAUAUUACAUAAUAAAUAAAAUGUAAUUAAUUGUGUUAAAUAGCCUAAUAAUUUUGAGUAUUCGGUAAACAAUUAAAUUAAGCAAUAU